Molecule: messenger RNA, 1146 nt
Organism: Acytostelium subglobosum LB1
Lineage: Eukaryota; Evosea; Eumycetozoa; Acytosteliales; Acytosteliaceae
Exons: 3
Coding region: 1-1146 (381 amino acids)
Source: RefSeq, a predicted model, not a curated record
AUGAACACAGAUAGUAGGAGUACCAAUGUUAUUGUGGAUGAACUAUUGACUAAGAUCAAUGGACAGAGAUUGGAAUGUGAUCUGUUGGUAUCAUUGUUCUAUUCAUCGGCUACAUCAUCCAGAAGGUUCUCAGUAUGUGAACCAUUCCCAUCGGCAUUCAAGUCUCCAACAGGUUCAAAGCAGUUUGAUAACAUACUUGAAUCACUCAAUACAUUGCCUCCACUUUCACUACUAACAACUAAAGAAUCAUUGUAUCAACUACCAACUGAGUCAUUAAAGUUGCUGGACUUUAUUGUAAAUAACAACAACAACGACUUCACCGUCAAGCUUAUCGAUUAUAAAGAGUUUGAAAGAGAGACACUCUAUCUUGAAGACCUGCUUGAACAUUUAAAGACAUCGCAACUACCUUCAAAGGUGUUCCGAUUCAACUAUGAUCCAACUGUGAAGGAGAAGAAUGCAGAGUAUGAUCGUCUGGCUAAACAGUUUGGUACUUUAUUUGGCUAUCACGGUAGCGCCAACGACAGUUGGAACAACAUCAUCAGGGGUCGUGGAUUUGCCAAUCAAUACAUCUCUGAAACAUGUCUAUUUGGUCAUGGAUUUUACUUUAGCUCCGACAGCAAGGUGUCGCACUCGUUUGUCAAGUAUGGACGCUGGUGGGACAAGUCAGAGUUUGGCGACCGUGUUGGCUGUCUCUCUGGCUGCGACAUCAUCGAUACGGACCAAACGAAUCGAGGCAUCAAAGUUUCUCCUGCCACCUCUCCACUGCCCUCACCUCGUCCAACAGUCUACACUGAAGAGGACAAGGAGUUGCCGGAUCACUACAUUCUCUCCAAGAUAGGUGGCCACAUCCGUGUAAAGUAUCUUCUCUUGUUUGAGGAUCGCAGCAACAGCAGUGGCAGUUCACAGACGAUACCAUCACCUACACCUACAUCACCUGGCGCCACGACUAGCAGUAGUCCAGCUGUUGCCACAGCACCAGCAGCAGUAUCAAUUUUCACAAGAAUAUCACAAUGGAGACCAUCACCUCUAUCAAUAUUGGUAUUCUCAUUCAUCAUUUACAUGGCAGUGUUGGUCUUUGUUGGCCGCUCACAGCCCAAGAAGAAGCCGACCAAGCCACUCUACUUCCAAUCAAGGUUAGAGCUGUAG